AUGGAUUAUGCUUGGCCUACUGCAGAAGCUUCAAUGCGUCAAGCUCGAAGGCAAAUGGUUCCACCUUUACCACAUACUGUGCUCGAACUAGGGGAAUAUCUGGACCUGAAUAAUAACAGAUACAUGUGUAACAACUCUCUUUUAUAUCAAGGAUGGAUUAAUGAUAGUAAUGACAAUUACAAUAUAAUGUUUGCAUGUCAAGAUUUAAUAAAUGCUGUAGUCUAUCAAGGUGCAACUGAAAUGCAUGCAGAUGGAACAUUUAAAGUGGUACCUUCUAUGCCUCAUUGUCGUCAGCUGUUUAUAAUUCAUCUAAUCCUACAAAAUCAUUCCAUUCCUGUUUGCUUUGUGUUGAUGCAAAGUAAAACUGAGGCUUCGUACAAUGCAGUAUUGGAGAAAUUUAAAACAAAAUUUCCGAACGUGAGGCCAACAUUAGUAAUGAUAGAUUAUGAAACUGGCCUACGAAAUUCAUUUUUAAAUGUGUAUCCAGAAGCUGUCGUGUCAUCGUGUUGGUUCCACUAUGUUCAGAGCUUGAAAAAAAAUGUGAAAAAAUUGGGCUACACUAACUAUGUGAAAGAAAACUUAGCAGCUAAAAUGUUUGUGAAAAUGACUGCAGCAUUGGCGUUAUUACCACAUAAUUUGAUUGAAAGAGGUUUUCAAGACAUUAAGACAUAUGCUCAAGAUCACCAAAUACAAUUGUCUAGAUUCUUUACAUAUUUUGCCAGCUUUUGGAUUGCUAGGAAAACACCAGAAUGUUUUUCGGUUCACGGACAACCCCGUCGUACGAACAACAACAUAGAAAGUUUCCAUUCCACCCUAAAACAGACCUUCCAAGUGAUGCACCCAAACUUGUUUACAUUUUUAGAGCAUCUAAAGAAAAUCACAAUGAAACAACAUAUCAUUGUUGAAUAA
Messenger RNA from Macrosiphum euphorbiae (potato aphid), 909 nucleotides. The record is from the annotation of a GenBank genome assembly. Lineage: Eukaryota; Metazoa; Arthropoda; Insecta; Hemiptera; Aphididae.